Messenger RNA from Clarias gariepinus (North African catfish), 1587 nucleotides. It is a transcript of the gene acbd5b, whose product is annotated as acyl-CoA binding domain containing 5b. The transcript is spliced from 11 exons. Lineage: Eukaryota; Metazoa; Chordata; Actinopteri; Siluriformes; Clariidae. Gene Ontology annotation, molecular function: fatty-acyl-CoA binding. Gene Ontology annotation, cellular component: peroxisome. Bases 1 to 1197 code for a protein of 398 amino acids. Gene Ontology annotation, biological process: fatty acid metabolic process. The record is from RefSeq and is a predicted model, not a curated record.
AUGGAAAACUACAGCUCGAGUUAUCAGAGGAGAUUUGAAGCAGCUGUUAAAGUGAUGAAGACUUUACCUGAGGAUGGUGCCUUAGUGCCAUCUGAAGACAUGCUGGUCACGCUGUACGCCCACCACAAACAAGCCACGGUCGGAGUCUGCCCCGACAGCACCGAGCCCCGCGGCCGGGACGCUCUGAGCAAAGCCAAGUGGAAGGCCUGGAAGGCCUUGGGUGACAUGUCUAAGGAAGCAGCCAUGAAGGCGUACGUGGAGGAGAUUCUGCUGAUUCUGGAGAUGAUCCCUGUGACGGAGGAGGUGUGUGACCUGCUGGAAGUGCUCGAAACCUUUUACGAGGUGGUGGAGGACGAGGACGAGGAGACGACCAGCAAGCCUGCGACGUCAGCGUUCACGGACACAGAUAUGACCAGGCUAACGGUGGCUAACAGAGCUGAGAGAGGAGGAUCUCCGGUGUGUACACACGGCUCCUUAAACACGGAGGAGGACGAGGAGGAGAAGGAGCACCGCCGGGAGACGAGUCAUGGCUCACCAGAAGCCCUUCUUCAGCAGCUCCCUGAUGAUUGUCUUACAGAUGGCGGUGAUGUCAGUGACCCGGGACGGCCGAGUGAGGUGUACAGUGACUUAGUCAGAGCUGAAGAGGGUUCAGGAGGCCGAGGAGCUGCCGAAGCUCGAGCCAAAACGCCAGAGGGGCGAGGGAGAGACACAGCGCAUGAGGGUGUGAGUCAGGAUGGAAGACCACAUGGCGCAGCACGUCCCCCCCUCUGCACAGCGGCACAUGGACCGGUCCAAUCUGUCAUCGAGUCUGCAGGGAGAGCAGGAGGCGAGGGCUUUAAUUUAAUAUCAGGGUGUAGGUGGACAGGAGAGUCUGUAAGUAACAUCAUGACGUUGUUGAAUGAAGGUACAGUCGGCAGCGAUGUGACGAGGGAUUCGGUGGACACACAGAUCACAGAGGCGUUGUCACGGCUACAGGACGACAUGCGGAGCGUGUUAGCGAAGGUGAACACACUGGAGGCUCGGGCCGAGUUAAAGGUUAAAAGCCUCGCUCUCCGCCGCGAGCCUCACACAGACCUGUCUUACAAGCGGCUUUCUGUGAGUCCAUCAGUCGUCUCUCAGAUGGGAUUUCUGUUCGUCUGGCCUUUCGUGACGCACUUCUUAAUGCAGAUUUACCUUAAGAGGAAAAAAAGAGGAUGAAGCUAAGAAUCGGUCCAACACGCAGAAUGUGAAAGCAGCCAAAAACACUGACGAACGUCACCGUGACUGCACUCCUGUCCUGAUUUUAAUAUGUCCCUGUUAAAUCUCACCAUCGCCCCCUGAUUACGGCGCCGUCACCGUCCCAGAGCUGGACGUCUGAGGGAUCGAGACAGAGCUGACCGCUAGGUUUAGGUUUAGGAACGCUAAUCAGAAAGAAAAAAGCAGAAAAAAAACAUGUCAUAAAAAUAUACAGUUGUUGAUAGAAUAUUAAAUGAUUUUAAAUGGUUUCUAAUAGAAAUUGUCUAAAGUUGAUGAGAACUUAAAGGAUGUAAAUUUUGUUGUGACGGAAUUGUUUUGUUAAAAAUAGAGGUAACAGGAAUGACGCAUAAA